This is a messenger RNA of Cannabis sativa, 1214 nucleotides long. RefSeq names its product haloacid dehalogenase-like hydrolase domain-containing protein Sgpp. The record is from RefSeq and is a predicted model, not a curated record. The coding region runs from base 240 to 998 and encodes 252 amino acids. The transcript is spliced from 5 exons. NCBI's taxonomy places the organism in Eukaryota, Viridiplantae, Streptophyta, Magnoliopsida, Rosales, Cannabaceae.
AUUGUAGAUAAAAUACUUUUCUUACUUGUUUUAUUUGAAUAUAUGUAUUAUAAUUAUAAAUAUUGAGUGCCUUUCCACGUAAAUAUCCUAAAUAAUAAUAAUAAUUCAAAGAAAAAAAAAAAUAGCAUCUGCAGUGCAUGUGUGUGGGUGAUGAAUAUGAUUCUCUAAAGAUUCCUUUUGCUCAUAUUUAAGCGUUUCGAUCCUUUCCUCUUAUAUUUCUUUUUCCUCAUCAACUCAAAAUGACAGCUUCUUCUCCUCAAAACUCUCUUCCCAACAGCAAGGAUGUGUUUGCUGGAUUAGCUCCACUAGAAGCUGUACUAUUUGAUGUUGAUGGAACUCUAUGUGAUUCAGAUCCAUUUCACUAUCAGGCUUUCUAUGAAAUGCUUCAAGAGAUAGGAUUUAAUGGAGGAGUUCCCAUUACUGAGGAUUAUUAUAUCGAAAAUAUUGCUGGCAAACACAAUGAUGAUGUAGCUAGGCUACUCUUCCCUGAUGAUUUUGAACGCGGUUUAAAGUUUACAGAUGACAAGGAAGCCAUGUUUCGCCGACUUGGAGCAGAAAAAUUGAAGCCUCUAGGUGGUCUUGAAAAAGUGAAGAAAUGGGUUGAAGAUCGUGGUCUGAAACGCGCUGCUGUUACAAACGCUCCAAGACCAAAUGCUGAACUCAUGCUCACAAGUCUCGGGCUUACAGAUUUUUUUGAUGUUGUGAUAAUUGGGAAUGAAUGUGAACAUGCCAAACCACACCCAGCACCUUACUUGAAGGCUCUAGAAAUACUUAAGGCAUCUAAGGAUCACACUUUUAUAUUUGAGGAUUCUGCAUCUGGGAUUAAAGCUGGGGUGGCUGCUGGUAUGCCUGUUGUUGGUAUAACCAUCAGAAACCCAGAACAUUUACUUCUGGAAGCCAAACCAACCUUACUUAUAAAAGAUUAUGCUGACCCGAAAUUGUGGGAGGUACUCGAAGAGCUCGAUAGGAAAGGAGGUAAUUCUACCAAUGCAGCUUGAAAUAUCUUUUAUCUCAGCACAUCAAACUGAUUAAAUAAUUUUUUUGAGGAGCCUUAUAUGAUCUCCUCUCCCAUUAUUCCUUCUCAAAUCAAUGAUAAUGUUAUAACUAGCUUGAUUGAUUAGGCAACUAUAUUUAAUUUCUAUUAUCUGUUUCAUUAAAAUCUGUGUACUUGCUAUAUUUCAAUAAGGGUAGUUCUUCUAAUUGCAUCUUUUAAA